Molecule: messenger RNA, 643 nt
Organism: Sturnus vulgaris (Common starling)
Lineage: Eukaryota; Metazoa; Chordata; Aves; Passeriformes; Sturnidae
Source: RefSeq, a predicted model, not a curated record
CAGGGCCAUGCGCCGCCCCAGGUGCGGCGUCCCCGAUAAAUUCGGGGCUCAGGUGAAGGCUCAGGUGCGGCGGCGCCGAUUCGCUCUGCAGGGGCUGCGCUGGGAGCAGCCCGAGAUCACCUACAGCAUCCAGAACUACACCCCCAAGGUGGGCCAGGCCGCCACGUGGGCCGCCAUCCGCCGCGCCUUCCAGGUGUGGGCGUCGGCCGCGCCCGCCCUGCGCUUCCGCGAGGUCCCGUACGGCGACAUCCGCUCGGGCGCCGCGCCCGGCGCCGACAUCGUGCUGCUCUUCGCCGAGGGCUUCCACGGCGACGCCACGCCCUUCGACGGCCCCGGCGGCUUCCUGGCCCACGCCUACUUCCCCGGGCCCCACAUCGGCGGCGACACGCACUUCGACGGCGCCGAGCCCUGGACGCACCGCGGAGACGACCUGAGCGGUAACGACCUUUUCCUGGUGGCCGUGCACGAGCUGGGACCUUUUCGGACGCGAUUUAAGGACCGCUGGUUCUGGCGGCUCCGGCAGGGCCGGGUCAUGCCCGGGUACCCGUUGCCCAUCGGCCACUUCUGGCCGGGGCUCCCGGGCGCCAUCGACGCCGCCUACGAGAGGAGCGACGGAAAAUUCGUCUUCUUCAAAGGGGUUUAA